This is a messenger RNA of Batrachochytrium dendrobatidis JAM81, 963 nucleotides long. RefSeq lists its product as uncharacterized. Gene Ontology annotation, biological process: cilium assembly. The record is from RefSeq and is a predicted model, not a curated record. Gene Ontology annotation, cellular component: axoneme; ciliary basal body. Lineage: Eukaryota; Fungi; Chytridiomycota; Chytridiomycetes; Rhizophydiales. The coding region runs from base 1 to 963 and encodes 320 amino acids. The transcript has 5 exons.
AUGUUGGGCGUACACAAUACUGUGCAAAUUGCUUUGCUUCGUCCUGUUUCUCCUACAUUGACUUGUACCGAUCAUCAAACCAAUGAGCAUGUCAUUGACAACCAACACGAGCAUCUUGGUUCAUCUUGGCAGAGCAAUGAUAUCAAACAUGACGCGAACAGUAGUAUGCGAAUUGGAACACAAGACAUGAUGGACAAUGACAACCAAGACGGACAAGAGUAUCGCAAUAGUACAAUAGAUCGCCAGCCAAGUGAAUCUCUGAUCGAAAUUGAAAUUGACAGAGAUGCCAUUGUAUUGUCCAUCAAAAAAAACUUGGAACUCAGAGACAAGCUAUCUUUACGAAACUCAAUGCUACAAUACAAGCUGAGCGAGUAUUUUAAAAAAAAAAGGACCGACGACACACGCGACGGAGAAAAAAGUGUAUCAGAUCAAGAGCAGCGAUACGCCAACUGCAUGUCAUCCCUCAAUGAACUCCGAACAGAAUACAAUUCAAUAAACAUUGCAAAUCAAAAAUUUAUUGGCGAAUACAAAGGCAAGCUUGAGGAAAGACUAGACGAAGUGACGACCAAAGCGGACGAGUUUUGGAAAUAUAAGCGAUCGAUUGCUCUCGAUGCUGAAAACUCUCGCACGGGUAAACCUCUUCCAACUAAAAUAGUAGACCAACUCGAAUCUACUGAACGCAAAAAGGAAAACGAGGUGGUGGCAGUUAGACUAGAUAAUAUUAAGUUGAGGAACAAGCUUCGACGACACGAGCAACUGCUCCGCCAAAAAGAGGAGCUUGCGGAUGGACUUCAUUUGAUUGAUUUUGAGCAGUUGAAAAUCGAAAACCAAACGUAUAAUGAAAAAAUCGAGGAACGUAACGAGGAGCUGCUCAAACUUCGUAAAAAAAUCACGAAUGUUGUCCAGGUGUUGACACAUGUCAAGGAAAAGCUUCAAUUUGUUCAGGGUGAACCGUUGAUUUAA